Geodia barretti is the source of this 676-nucleotide messenger RNA. NCBI's taxonomy places the organism in Eukaryota, Metazoa, Porifera, Demospongiae, Tetractinellida, Geodiidae. The record is from the annotation of a GenBank genome assembly.
CAGGGUGUUAUAUACAUAUAACGAAGGGAGUGUAUUGACUCCCGCAUGAUAUAUACUUGUGUAGCUAGCUGGUGUGGGACUCCAUGAGCUAGUAGGGCAGGUGACCACGAGUAAACACAUACUCAUAGACCAGCCCAUCAAUUACCGGUACUGCGCAUGCGCAAUGCACCGAGAGUUUGAACUUUAGUGCUUUUCAUUUGAUGUAUUCCUCACCUUGUCUACAGGUGUUAACCGUUAUAACUCCGCACCAUCUCUUCUGUUACCUGACGUUAAGGAUAUUAUCUUAAUAAUCAUUACAUCUGUUCGCACACAGCAAAGGAUGUUUGCUCAAUUGCCACUUGGGUCUUAUGCUGUUCUAGACAAUCAGUGCUCUGCUUUCAAACUGGAUAAUCUUCUGAAAGAUAUGAAUGCAUAUUAUGGCACAAAGGUUUUCGAGGAAGAUUGUCACUUUGUUUCUGAUGGGGAGGUUGUUGCAGCUUAUAAAGAUAAUUACUGGUUCAGAGCAAAAAUUAUCAAGUGCUCAAAGGAAAAUGUGAUGGUUUUCACGGUUGACUUUGGAGAUAUUUUUCUUGUUCAUUCAUCUGAUAUAAGAAUAAUUCAAGAAGAGUUUUUAAUCUUACCAUUUCAAGCAAUUGAAUGCUUCAUUCAAGAAACUUUGAGUAAUGUUGACAGUAAA